AUGAAGGAUCAAGAUUAUGACGACAAAAAAGGUCUGACGGACAAGACUCAAGAGUCACUUAGCGCACUUGAUAGCGUAGACAAACAGCUUAAUAAUAAGUUACAUCCUCACGUUAGCUUACUGCAUAAUGCUGUUGAGACAUUCCGUGUUAAUGCUGCGUCAGACCAUGAGGGUCUUAGGGCGGCUUGCCACAAAAUUGAUGAUCAACUUACGGAGGUUAGAACAAGGUGA
Messenger RNA from Babesia ovata, 231 nucleotides. RefSeq lists its product as uncharacterized. The record is from RefSeq and is a predicted model, not a curated record. The coding region runs from base 1 to 231 and encodes 76 amino acids. The transcript has 2 exons. NCBI's taxonomy places the organism in Eukaryota, Apicomplexa, Aconoidasida, Piroplasmida, Babesiidae.